This is a messenger RNA of Phanerochaete carnosa HHB-10118-sp, 897 nucleotides long. RefSeq lists its product as uncharacterized. Lineage: Eukaryota; Fungi; Basidiomycota; Agaricomycetes; Polyporales; Phanerochaetaceae. The record is from RefSeq and is a predicted model, not a curated record. The transcript has 2 exons. Bases 46 to 897 code for a protein of 283 amino acids.
UUCCUCACAUCCUCCCCUCACAAUAGGUGUCUCGCUCUCUCCGCAAUGACUUCUAGCUCUGCCGAUGUAUAUGCCCAAGAGCUCCGCAGACAUGGGCAUGGCGAACCACUGUGGUUCCCUGAGCCUGUAGUAAAGUUCGGUGAGGUUCUUAUCGGGGACGUUGGAUACCUAGACGACGGAGGCUUCUACCGUCUCUUCAACGUUCUUCGCCCAGCGGACGACCCCAUCAACGUGCGGGGUGUUCCCAAAGGAUUCGUCCCUCUGGAAUAUGACGAAUAUCGCUUUUUGCACACGACAGACAACUUCCUCGCCUCAAACCCGAUCUACAGCCAGUCUAUGUCUUGUGUCUCAGCAGGAACGGCAAUGACAGUCAAGAAUGCCGGAUUUUCGUACACGUUUAAAUGUCACAGGGAGCAGGGAGCCGUCGUGAUUCCAGGCGCCUCGCUGACGUCUUCCCGUGUGCACAAGUGCUCACAAUUCCCUGAGUACAUGCGAACUCACCACGAGUCUUGGUACGCUUUCGCGAAAGACGAUCUGAAGCUCAUAAUCAAACCGGAGGACAUAAUAUUGGUAUACGGCUGCGUCAAGACGGACAGCUGGGCCCUUGCUGCAGCGCGAAAUUGCGGCGAAUCACACACAAUGUCAUUCUCUGCGAAGGAAGUUCCGUUCGUCGAUUUUGCCUUCGACCUUGAUUGCACGAACGAUAUACGAGCGUCAGCCGAGCAUCGCGUCAGUCCGCCACUCAAGGACGGAGAGGCUAGACAGGACCAGUGUUUGUUCCUCCGCUAUUUCAGGAUGCGUAGAGCGCUGCCUCUCAUGCGCUUGAAACCGAAGGCACAAGCGGAGCCUCGGGAUCCGCAACCAUGGAAUGACACGGAAAGCUCUGCAGGUCAGUGA